This is a messenger RNA of Rhopalosiphum maidis (corn leaf aphid), 1312 nucleotides long. RefSeq names its product protein yellow-like. Bases 1 to 1203 code for a protein of 400 amino acids. The transcript has 3 exons. The record is from RefSeq and is a predicted model, not a curated record. Lineage: Eukaryota; Metazoa; Arthropoda; Insecta; Hemiptera; Aphididae. Gene Ontology annotation, cellular component: extracellular region.
AUGUGUAAAUUAAUUUAUAUAUUAUUUACUAUUUACUUGUCGUCUGUACAGAGUUCCAGAAUCAAAGAAGUUUUUAAUUUAAAACAAAUUUAUUUUUCUCCCAUCAAUGUGACAAAACUUAAAAAUGACACUAAACAUGAACCAACUAAUGUAAUUCCAUUGGCUUUAGAACGAUGGCAGAAUAAAUUAUUUUUGGUUACACCCAGAUUCAAGCUUGAUGUACCAGUAACGCUGUCAUACAUCAAUAUAACAAACAUGGAAAGUUAUAAAAAUAACACACCUAUCUUAAUUCCUUAUCCUAAUCAGAAAAUGCAUGAAAUAUCUGAACAUAAUUUUACAUCAGUAGUCAAAGUAAGAGCUGAUGUUUGCGACCGCUUAUGGAUAUUAGACAAUGGAAAAAUAAAUAACAAACAAGAAAGUAUUCCCGUUAUACAUGUGUACGACUUAAAAACUGAUUUGCACUUGAGAACAUUUGAUCUCGGACAUUUAUCAAUAGUGGAUUCAGAUAUCACCAACAUUGAAUUAGAUGUAACAUCUUCAACUUGUGAGGAUGCAUAUGCAUACAUACCAGAUAGCAAAACUUAUCGAUUAUUGGUUUACAGUUGGAAAACUAAUAGCUCAUAUGCAAUAACACACAAUUUUUUUCAUUUUGAUCCUCUUUGUGGCGAUAUAAACUUGGGUGAAAUUCACUAUCAGACUCAAAAAGGUUUAUAUGGAAUAGCUCUAUCACCAACAGCAAGAGAUGGUUUUAGAACCAUUUACUUUCAUAGUAUUGCCAGUACAAUGGGUUUUGCAGUUAAUUCAAGAAUAAUACGUAGUGGGAAUUAUGAUAAUGAUCGAAAUGUAUAUGAUUUUAAAGUGAUGGGAAAUAGAGGUACUAAUAAACAAGCUACAUCAUCAUCAUUUGACAUGGAAACUGGUGUUUUAUUUUAUGGGCUUCUUUUAAAAAAUGUACUUGGUUGUUGGAAUUCAUAUAGUGGAGAAGAAUAUAAUGAAUUAACUCAAGGCGUAAUAAGUUUGGAUAAUAGUAUUGAUAUGUAUCCAGCUGACGUCAGAGUUGAUCGAACUGGUAAUCUUUGGGUGUUAUCAAAUUCAUUUCAAAUAUACAGUAAAAAGGAUUAUGAUCAGAACCUUAUUAAUGUUAAAAUAUAUAUGACUCCAGUUCGACAAGUGAUUAAAGGAUCGAUUUGUGACGAAAUGUAAUCAACCGUAAAUAAAUACCUGUUUGAAAUGUUUCCCCGUUUGACCGAAAUAUAAAUAAUGUUUGUGCUGGUAAUGAUUGAAAAUAGUCUUCAUCAUCUAUCACAGUACC